AUGGGAUACAUCGAAUUCUAUGAAUAUAGCGAUCAAUCGCUUGUCCUUUCGUUCUUGAAAGAGCUGAUGCCGAUUGCGGCACCGCUAUACCACCGACUCCAAUCGCCUCAAAAUACAGCUGAUAGGUGCACCGCGAUUCUAUGUAGUGUUCCUCCGGGUCAAGCCUUGACGGCCCCGAGUACUGAAGAUUUUGCGGUGGAAAGAAACGUCACAGUGUGCUUUGCGGAUCGUUCUCGCCACCACGAAUCUCAAAUUUGGUUAUUCAAUACAUUGUGCCUCAAAGCUGUCAGUCCAAACGCGCUCUCACAACAAGAAUAUGUGUUCUUGGUAGAUAAUCUGUGCUGUUUAUUCCGAAAGCUUAAGGAGAUUGGCGAGAGACACGUCUCGGCCGAUAUACAGCCAUUGAAUUAUCCUUUUCCAUCUCUUGUGCGCCUUGCAACUCUACAUGAGCUUCUAGCCACCACGAUCCAGAAAGUCGUCACGCCAAAAUACCAUAGUCAAUGGGAUGAGAUGGUAUUCUAUACUCCAUCUAUAACGAAAUCUCCACUAGAGAACCUUCCGCUAGGAUACAAACUUGGCACCGUCCCAGAAUCAAAGCUCGAGACUGUCAUUUCAACAUCAAGUAUCCCUCGUCAGCCGUCAACUUUACUGGAGCUUCACAAUGCGGCAAUAUUUACAACAUCCUCUGAGAGGAUCAUUAAGGACCUCGUGGCAUGGGCAUAUCUAGGGAUAGACAAGAACAUCGUAACCCUAUAUGUUGUUCCGGACCAUCGGGGCAAAGGGUUAGCUAAGAUUGUGAUCCUCAAGCUCCUGUGUGACCUGCGUGAUGGAGUGGCUGGGAAAGAAAAGUCCCAAAGCGAUUGGUGUCUUGCUGAUGUCGCUAGCCAAAAUUUUGCCAGUCAGGGAGUAUUUAAAGCUGUGGGCGCGCAGGUUGGUUGGAGGAGCUCCUAUGUUAGAUUCGAUUUGGAUGAAAUAGAUCCAUAG
This is a messenger RNA of Penicillium longicatenatum, 984 nucleotides long. Its product is annotated as GNAT family N-acetyltransferase. Lineage: Eukaryota; Fungi; Ascomycota; Eurotiomycetes; Eurotiales; Aspergillaceae. The record is from RefSeq and is a predicted model, not a curated record. Bases 1 to 984 code for a protein of 327 amino acids. The transcript has a single exon.